Molecule: messenger RNA, 5108 nt
Organism: Gigantopelta aegis
Lineage: Eukaryota; Metazoa; Mollusca; Gastropoda; Neomphalida; Peltospiridae
Product: ADP-ribosylation factor 6
Exons: 5
Coding region: 215-742 (175 amino acids)
Biological process (GO): vesicle-mediated transport; intracellular protein transport
Cellular component (GO): cytoplasm
Molecular function (GO): GTP binding; GTPase activity
Source: RefSeq, a predicted model, not a curated record
UCCGUUAUGGAGGAUGUGAUUGCGGUAUUUUUAUUUUAUCAAUAAUAAUGUAGUAAACGUCAUAUAAAUGUCUUUUGUGUUUAUGUCACCUGAUCCAGAACAAUCGCUAUAUGAUAUAUGCCUUUAAAUAAUUGGGAAAUUUACAGUAUUUGCUGUUCAGAGUGGUUAUAACAAGCAAGGAGUCGGAUUUGAUGCCUGUUGGCAGUCCUUCAGGAUGGGGAAACUGUUGUCAAAGAUAUUUGGCAACAAGGAAAUGAGAAUAUUGAUGCUGGGGCUUGAUGCUGCAGGGAAAACCACCGUUCUAUACAAACUGAAGCUUGGCCAGUCUGUAACUACGAUACCAACAGUGGGCUUUAAUGUAGAAACUGUCACAUACAAAAAUGUCAAAUUUAAUGUUUGGGAUGUUGGUGGCCAGGAUAAGAUACGACCUCUAUGGCGUCACUACUACACUGGUUCACAGGGUCUGAUAUUUGUGGUCGACUGCGCAGAUCGGGAUAGAAUCGAUGAAGCCAGAACAGAGCUACAUCGAAUUAUUAAUGACCGAGAGAUGCGGGAUGCUAUAAUUUUAAUAUUUGCCAACAAGCAGGAUCUUCCAGAUGCCAUGAAGCCGCAUGAAAUUCAAGAGAAGCUAGGCCUUACCCGGAUACGUGACCGGAACUGGUAUGUGCAGCCCGCGUGUGCUACAACAGGAGACGGACUUUACGAAGGCCUCACUUGGCUGACUUCCAAUUCCAAGUCUUGAUUUUAUUCAUUCUAGGUGACAUUGUUUUUAUAAAUUUCUCUUCAUGAGAAAGGACACACGUGUCGCACCUGUACGUUUGGUACGCUGCGCACCAGAUAUUGUAUAUGAAGCAUCGUAACAACUAGGUUAGCACCCUAGACGUUAAUCUUUCACACGAUUUAUUGUGUGUCAUGGUGAAAUAAGGCACAAAUGAACUGUUUUACAGACCUACAGUGGUUUUCCUUUACAAGCAGUUUUUCUUCCGUGUAGCCAUAUUUAUUUCACUUUUUUUUUGUUGCAUUAUUAACACAGGUGCUUGCUUCUAUUUAAUGAGACUUGUUAAGGGCCUCCCCGAGUGUAUAUUUUUCUCAAGUGUAGUUUUUUUUUAAUAUUGUGCUAGAGAACCGAUGUGGAAGAAAGGAUAAACUGAUGUCUUUCGUGAACUGGCAUAUUGUUGGGGUUUUCGGGUCAUGUAUCUACUAACUAGAUUGAUUCCUUUAUAAAUCAAAUCAUAGCCAGAGUGUUGAGUAUUUGUGUCAUAUACGGAGCGUUAUUUUUGAUAACAUCAAACUCAUCGGGUGUGUUUGUUUUUCAUAUGAUGUGGCUAGGUGUUGGAAUAUUUAUUAUAUAAGAAUAAUGUGCUCAUGUCAAAUACUCUUCAGACUAGACACAAGGUGGGACAUCAGGUACUGCAACUCCUGGUGUAUUACCAGUGGCGGAUCGACGGAAAAUAGUGCCUACAGCAAGCACUGAAAUUGCGCCCCUGUCCAAACAUCUGACACCCAUCUUUUAGAUAAUGUCCGACUUCAAUAGAAACUGCUCAGUGGCGCCCGCUUCAAGUACCUGCCAUAACCUAGGUACGCCACUGGAUAUUACCAGAUUUGAUUGUCUCUUCCCACCUCCUUCCUGAAUUUGGUGCCCUAGACAGAAGAUUAAUUUGCCUGGUGGUAAAUCCAGCCUAGGGAUUUUCGAACCGAUCUUAGUGCUAAGGAAUCGUAAAACCAUCGUAGGCUGUGACUUCGUCGUCGUGAUGUCAUAGCUUAUGGUGGUUUUACGAUUUCGUAGUGCUAAGAUGGCUUCGAAAAUAUGCGCCCUGGUCUAUAAUUAUAACUGAAGUCAUGGGUAUAUUUAUCAGCUGUCUGUAUACAAUUACCUCCACUAACUUCAGUAUUACAAGUCAUAAAGGGCAUUCCUGACUUUGUAGCCAUAGUAACGUAUUGCUGGCUUACAGUGUUUACAUAUUGGUUAUGUAUUCUUGCUUUGGAUAUCGAUGUCAGUAUAUGCCUUGUGGUCAUACUAAUGUUUGUAAUAACGCUAACUGAAUUUUACCACAAAAAUGUGUAUAUUAGGAGAUAAAAAAUCCAGUUUGAAUUACUACAAGCAUUAGGAUGACAGAACUGCAUUGGCUGUAUAAACAUUAAUAUUUUAAGCAGGGGAAAAGUAAUUAUUGUGUAAAUCUAAUCAUUGUGAAAGCUCUGUGAGCCGGUGUCAUGUUACAAUGUCUUCAAUAUCGGAAUAAACCCAGUAAGAAACAGUUUACGAUUGCUGGUCUGGCAUUUGUGUUUUUAUCACUAAAUAACUUUGCAGUUAAAAAAACAAAACAGUUAUAUUAAAUAACAAUGUUUCAGUCCAAAAAAUUGUGUCUUGGUCCCUGUCACAAAAUUAUUAGCUUUAACUAAUUUAAUGCCAUUGAUCAAAAGACCAUUUAUUGUGUCUUAAAGAAUUUAGUAUUCAUUUGCUGAACUUUGCAUCCGUGAAUUGUCCUAUGUUUACAUAAUGUUUCAACAGGUACCAAAUGGUGCCAUGAGACAAAUGACUUUGGUUUCUUUAGAUGUUUGUUGGCACUAUUUGCAGGUGACAUGCGCCAUCAUUAUAAAAUGACUUAAACCUGAUGCUGUUAGCGAAGUUAUUAAUUGUUUUUGUUUGUUUCAGGGGUUUUUUGGGGGGUGGGUGGGGGCUUGUCUUGCCUUUAUGAAGCCAAAAUGGAGAUAUUGGUAUUACUUUUCCAGCGACAGUGGUCAACUUUGACAUUUAGCUUAACGUUUAGUUUUACAUUUUGCACCAUUUCUCACAAACUAUAAGCCCUAGAUCAAUGAAACUUGGUAUAUAGGUGCACCUAUCGAUAUACAUCAUAAUGCAUGUGAAAAGACAUAUUAAAAACAUUUUUAGUUAAUUUUUAUUUAUUUUUGAAAGUAAUUUUUAUAUCAUUUUUUUUAAAUGCUUGAGAUGAAUAUGGAUGCAGCUGUCGUCGAAUAAGUUUAUGGCAGGCGAGACAUUUAAUUUUGCAAAAAAAAUUGUUUUGUUUUGUUUUGUUAUGUGUGGCCAUAAUUCAAAACCAUACUUUUUGUCACUAAUUUAAACUUUAUGGUCUGGACAGGUCCUACAAAAUGUUGCCUGAAAAUCUAUAUACAGUUGAAUCCCGUUGGCUCAAACCCCAUCGGUGCUCGAGAAAGUGUUCAACCCAUCAGGUAGUUCGACCUAACCACUCGGUCAACAACGUGUAAGUGUAACUCGGGAGUUCAUUUUUGGUUCGAGCGUAGCUGUGUAUUUAACCUUUCCAAGUUAAACCAACGAGAUUCUACUGUAUUUAAUUUGUUCUAAAACACAUUUUUUAUUAUUUACACGGCCAUCGGGUUCCAGUAGUUCCAUUAUUUUGGUUUAUUUUUAAAUUAUUAUGGCUAUGUAGCUAUAAAUCAAAAUAAUGAUAACAAAAUAUUAAAAAAGAGCUCAAUUUUUAGGUACCAUUAACUGUUUAAAUUUUUUGCAAAACAGAAUAAAGUAGCAGGCAUUAGUUGAGAGAGAGAUCUAGCUCAGUCCAUAGAGAGCUUGCCUGCGGUGCUGGGGUUGUAGGGUCAGACCUGGAUUAUUUUGGUCCCAGCUAGUGCCCUAUGACAGGUACAUCAAAGGUAUGUGCUGCCUUGUCUGUGGUGCAUAUUAAAGAUCCCUUGCUGCCAAUGGAAAAUAUUUAGUGGUUUCCACUGAAGACUAUUAAAAUAACAAAAUGUUUUUACAUCCAGUAGCCGAUGAUUAAUUAAUUAAUGUGCUCAAGUGGUGUCGAUAAACAAAAUCAAACAUUAAAGUUAGACGCACAAGAUAGUGACUCAAUGAGGGAAGAUGGUAGGCAAGUGUUGUAUACUCUACACCUGCACAAUAAAUUUUUAUUUAACCAUGUAUGCAUACUGAAAAAAACUUUGCAGCAUAUCUACGACAGAAAAUAAUAACACCCUGUGAAAUCGAUUCUAGAACAGUCCUAGGGGGGAAAAAGUAUCUUUAAUAAUUUAAGAAUAAUUAGCAUUCUUCAACCCGAUACCACUUUCAUCAUAUUGUUUUUGAAAGAGUUAUUCCCCUUAAUGUUGAAAUUGUAUGCUUAAAACCGGUUUUGUUUUUACCUAGCUCUGUGUAUUGAUCUGCUAUCGGUCACAUUGAAAUCAUGAAUUGCAUAAUUAAAUAGAGAUUAUUACACGACCUUGUGUGUCAUGCUGAUUAUAUGGAACGGUAUUCAGGAUUCUUGUGUUGUGAGAGUGAGGGCAAUGCAAGAAUCCUGACACUAGGUUUGUAAAUUCAGUAUGGCUCACAAAAGAAUGUAGUAAUUUCUUUAUUAUCUGUAUUUUUUUAUUUUUUUUAUGGAUAACAAGAACCAUGUAAAAAAAAAAAUAUAUAUAUAUAUAUAAACUAGAAGGAAAUGAUGAAAUCAUUUUGUAAGCGUCAUCAUCUUCCCUUCAUAGACAGUUAUAUGAUAAUGACCAACCAAUGGCAAAACAUAAUAAAGUUACAAUGAACUUUAUUAAUGAAAUAUGAAAUGUAAUUACAAUAUUUCACAAGCACAGAGCUAAGACUAGGGAAGCUACAUCAUGUUAUGAUGUCGCUUCCCAAAAUUAUGUCAUUGGUUAGUCAUGUUAUUACACGUAACGUGUGCUUUGAAUGGUUUCUAUUAACUGUUAUUUUGAACCAUGUGGAUAAUAAAUUUGUUUUAUUGCAGUAUAGAGACUGUUUGCUGUUAUUUAACUAGGUCAUGUACAUGUAAAAAUGUCUUGAAAAUAAUAAUUUUUAACCCUUGUUUUUUCCAUUUCAAAAUGUUUAUUUCUUUGCCAUUAACAAUGUUUUCAUUUGUGAUUUAUUUUCUUCAUACCCCUUAUUUAACAUAGUAUAAAGCUAACUCCUUUAGUUAAUUUAGUGCUAGACACAUACUUUACUGAGUCGUAACAAUGGGUAAGGGUAUUUAGUUUCCUGAGUUAUCAAUAGUUUGCAGUGCUUUGUUUUAAACGAAAGAGUUAAACUGAAACCUUGUUAAGUGAGCUCACGUGUUUCGUUAAAUAGUACAAUGCCUAGGCCCUAUGAAUUGCCUGUACAUAGCUGUACACCUCAUUUUAAUUCAGCUUGUGAUCUG